AUGAAUGACACUAGUGAAGAAAUGUUGAAAAGAAAAUUAAAUGCCUUAACCGGUCACGACAUUAAUAAUGAAAAUUCCAAGAAUUUAAAACGAAAUUGUUCAACAAAUGAACAAUAUUUAUUAAAUGACCAAGAAACUCAACAACUAACACCACCUCAAAGGAAAAAACCUGGUCGUAAACCUAAUCCAGCAUCACCUGAAUUACGCAAGAGUCAAAAUCGAGCCGCUCAAAGAGCAUUUAGAGAAAGAAAAGAACGUCAUUUAAAAGAUUUAGAAAAUACAAUCAAAUCAUUAAGAGAAAGUCAAUAUGAAUCAGCCGUUAAAGCUUAUCGUGAAGGUCAACAAUUACGUUCGUUGAUCGAACGUCUUCGAAAUGAAAAUCUUUAUUUGAAACAAGUUUCUGUCAAUUUUGAAAUGGUUCUUAAUCAUAUUUAUGGAGGAAAUGAUACAACUUCAAAAAUCAAGAAUACUAUAUUAUCUCGUAUUCAAUCUCUUUCACCAACCUUAAACUUUACCGCUCCUUUAUUGGAUAAUCAAGUAUCACCUAUUCCUAUUGAGAUGGAAUCUUCAGUAACGAAAAGCCCACCUAUUUCACCUAAUUUGAUUGAUAAGUCUAACGACAUUUUGAUAAAUAAUGACUCAUUUACUACCACAUCUGAUCUUGUUGUUCAGAAUCCUGAUUCACUUUCGGAAUCAAUAUUUAGUGAAAAUUAUGAAAUAUUCUCACCUAACGUUGAUGAAACAAGAGAUAUUUACUCCGAUUUCAACCUAAAUAAUAUCGUCCUUUCAAAUUCAGAAAUAUCAAGUGAUUUAUUUAAAGAACUUGACCAAGCAGUUCGACUAGGGAAAUUAGUUGGAAUAAACGAUAUUUAUAAUUCACCAGUUACUCCAAAAUUACGAUAUCCUCUUACCAAUGCACAAAUUCAAUAUUUAGCUUUACCACAUGAUAGACGAAUUGAUUUAAUUCCAUGUCUUCAUUUAAGAUCUAGAAUGAUUCAAUAUCAAAAUAAUUAUGAUCUUUAUGAUUUAAUUGAAUUAUUAAUUACAAAAUCUAAAUGUCAUGGAGAUCCAUUAGAUCCAGAUUCAUGGGAAUUACCUGAAGAUUUUUUUACAAAAUAUGAAUACUUGGUAUUUCCACAUUGUAGGCUUAAGAGUUCAUUAUAUCAAACUUAUGGUCGAUUACCAAGUGAUUUUGCAAAUUCAUAUCAAUCAAUGCUUUUACGAAAAAUUAAUACUACUACUUGA
Molecule: messenger RNA, 1245 nt
Organism: Cetraspora pellucida
Lineage: Eukaryota; Fungi; Glomeromycota; Glomeromycetes; Diversisporales; Gigasporaceae
Source: the annotation of a GenBank genome assembly